AUGAACGGCACUCCCCGCCUUCCGUCUGCCUUUCCCCAGACGCCCACAACAAUUCCAAGGAGAAGAAAGCUGUUUGAGACUCCCUCCCGGUCUCAGCCUCGCGAGGUGCGCGAGGUAAAGUCUCCGGCUAGACCCCCCGCCAAUGUGCCCAAGCCGCCCGGGAACAGAAACGCGCCGCUCGUUCCUGCCGAGCUGAUCGAUGCACCCUCGCAACGUCUCUACGUCGUUGCCUUCUACCUCGCACUCAACGCGUAUCGCAUAUAUGAAUCCUGGAAUGCAUCUGAUGAGUUAGACUCGACUUGGCUGUUUCUGAAAUGGGUGUCGGUGGAUGGCCUGUUCUUGUUCGGCCUACAAGCUCUGCGCAUACCAUGGCUGGAGUGGGCCUUCCCAACCACCCUGGCGCUGUUCUUGUUGCACGUGGUGGGCAAUGUUUUCCUCAUGUUCCGCAUCCCGAUCCCGCUGGGCGCGUGGUUGGCAGGAUUGGUCAAGGUAGCUUAUGACCGCGAACUGUCAAUCUCGGAACGGAAAGUGAAGCCGGGGGACAUCAUUCAUAAUGCGUCGUUGAUUUUGGGAAAGCAAAUUGUGCAUAUUUUGCCGGAAGGGUCUGCUGUCCUCAAUCCGGAACGUGAGCCACUCUGUCUCGAUGCGCAAAAGAAUACCGUGCACCUCCCAAUCCGAAUAAAUCAGACCGACCCCAUUCUCAUUGAAGUGUUGCGUCUCGACCUCAAUACCGGCGAGAAUGAAACUUUGACUAUCCCAGCGAAGCAGUUGAAACAGCUCAAGCGCCAAGCGGAGAAGAGGCAUGCCACCUUGGAUUCUGUGCCGCACCGGGAUCUCUUCUUCCCCGUCCGCAAGACUGGUAUCUAUCGUCUUCAACGCGUGGUGGAUGAGUCCCAGCUGGAUGUUCGCACGCGCACGUCUGACGCGCUGGUGGUGACCUGCCCCCGUGCCGUGAUUAAGAACUCUCAGACACAUAAAUGCAAGGGAGAGUUGUCCAACUUACUUCUUGAAGUUGAAGGCACUCCUCCCCUGAAGAUUAAGUAUAGUCGUCAGGUGAACGUCCUCGACCGUGGGUUCUCCUUCCAGAACAUUCAGCCGGAUAACUUGCGUACGCCGUUGUUGAAUCAAAAACCUACUGGCGCUCUCUUUAGCAUCAACCAGCCGGACAUCUCUUGGGCUCAAAGCCAGAAGAUCGAGGUCCCUCUGAACGAAUCCUUGAAUGUUGGCGGAGAAUGGUUCUACGCUGUUGAAGAGGUCCAUGAUGCGAUCGGCAAUAUUGCCAAUUAUUCUUCCAUGUUUGAGGAUGGGCUGCGGCCGACGACUAAGUCGCUCUCUCAGUGGCAUCAACUCAUGAUCCACGAGCGUCCCCGUGUGUCCUUAUCGGGCUGCAAUGUCCAGCGUCCACUGGAGGUGGCUCGUGGGAACAGUGUCAACUUACCAGUCGAAUUCCAGAAUGUCGGGAAUGGAUAUGCGGACGACGGUCCCUUUUCAGUGACAUACGCCUUCAGUGCCACCGGUGCCGAGCAGAGCGAAGGAGAUGCAAAGGAUAGCAAGACUCUUGUCUUGAAGACUCUGGAUCAGAAAUCGCUCAUCAAAGAACCGGGCUGGUACUCCUUGACCUCGGUGUCAAGCCAGUUCUGCCCCGGUGAAAUCUUGGAACCAUCGUCUUGCAACUUGCAUAAUCCUCCCGAGCCGGAGUUGUCCGUCAAGUCCGAGAAGGUCUUUGACCGAUGCGCUAAUAAUGCUGUGGGUCUACUUGUCAAUCUGGACUUGACGGGAUCCCCACCCUUCCGAGUUCGGUACAGCGCGGAAGGCCCCAAGGGAGUGGAAACAAAGACCAAGACCAUUGAUGGCAUGCGCUCCCAGCUGGAUUUCACGCCGUCGGAAGCAGGGUUUUACCGUUACCGUUUCCUCGACAUCGAAGAUGCUGUGUACUCCCCUCGGUCUCUCAAGGAUAAGGUCUCGGUCCUGGAGCAAGAUGUCAAGCCACCAGCCUCGGCCCGUAUCCUUGGACCCCGAGAUGCUCGCAAGACCUGCUUCGGCGAUGCUGUUUCUGUGGACCUGGCUUUCCUGGGCGAGGCUCCCUGGUCUCUUCAAUACGAGCUUGUCCACAACGGCAAGCGCACAAAACAUACGCUAGAAUCCGAGUUUGACGUUGCAACCAUUACCACGGAUAAGCUCGUCAGCGGGGGCGAGUACACACUCGUGCUCACCAGCAUCAAGGACAAGUCGAACUGCAAACGGACCUUGAAAGACAGCAUCAGGAUUGAGGCUCGGUCCACGCCGCCUCGCGCCUCAUUCGGCCAGAUUGACAAGAAGAGAACUAUUUCUGCUUUGCGGGGAUCCAGAAUUGAGAUUCCAUUGAGGCUCAGCGGUGGACGGCCGUGGACUAUCAAAUACAAGAAUGUGGAUGGCAACUCCGAGCCCUUGACCAAGACAUUCUGGGACGAGAAUAGUCAUUUGCCUGUGGAUCGUGAGGGGCUCUAUGAGCUCCUUGAAGUUUAUGACGCCUCCUGCCCUGGCACUAUUGACCAGUCUGCCAAGGAGUUUGAAGUGGCUUGGAUUCCGCGACCCCAGAUCACUGCCGUGGAUGGUUCCCCUAUUGGGUCCAAGGGCAACUAUGCGAAGCCUGAGGUCUGCCAGGGUGACGAUGAUAGUCUUGAGCUCCGUCUCUCUGGCAGUCCUCCAUUCAGUCUCCAGUACGAACAACGCCGGAAAUCCGACCGUGGACAAGCAUCUGCCCGCUCUCGAAACAUCAAAACCGCCCUCAACACGGCCUCGAUGGAGAUGGACACCUCUGAGCCUGGUCAAUACACCUACAAGUUCACUGAUGUGGGCGAUUACCUGUAUGACUAUGACCCGAAGAGCAGUGGCCUGGUUGUCACCCAGCAAGUGAACCCGCUUCCCUCUGCCAGGUUUGACGCUCCUGGGCACAUCUACGGAUUCUGCAAGGAGGAUGUGAGUGGUGAGGAGACCAUCCCGAUCACCCUGGAAGGUGUUCCCCCGUUCUCUUUGGAGAUUACCAUCAAGCACCACUCCAACGCUAAGCCGGAGAUUGUCACAAUCCCCAAGAUCAAUUCCAAACGCCAUAACCUACCCCUUCCUCGUCGUCAUCUCGAGUUGGGCCAGCAUUUGGUCAGCAUUCACAAGGUCCGUGACGCCCGUGGCUGCCAGAGGUCCACAGAAUUCGAUGCGUCUUCGGUCCGGGUGGCCGUUUCGGAUGUUCCUACCAUCAUCCCUCUCGAGUCCAAGGUGGACUACUGUGUUGGUGAACGCCUGUCGUUCUCCCUUUCUGGACACGCCCCCUUCGACGUGUUCUAUACGUUUAACGGAGCUCAGCGGAAGGCUACCUCGCAAAACACAAACUUCCGUCGUAUCGCCGAGCGCCCGGGUGAGUUUACUAUCACCGCUGUGGGUGACGGCGCCAGUGGCAAGUGCAAAGCCCACAAAGAUAUAACAAAGGUCAUCCACGAGAUGCCCAGUGUGCGCAUCAGCAAGGGCCAGGUAUCCGUGGUCGACAUCCACGAGGGUGGAGAAGCUGAGCUAAACUUCGAAUUUUGGGGCACGCCGCCGUUUGAAUUCACCUACAUUCGGAGCUCCAAUGCCCGUAAAGGCAAGAAGUCUGAGGUCCUUGACAUCAAGCACGACAUCUCCUACGAGCAUAAGAAGAGCGUCAAGACCUCUGAUGAAGGUACCUACGAGGUCGUCGCUAUCAAGGAUAAGUUCUGCUCCUUUUCCUCACAGGUGCCGACGGGCAAGUCGGACCGGAGCAGUUCAUGA
This is a messenger RNA of Penicillium canariense, 3780 nucleotides long. RefSeq lists its product as uncharacterized. The record is from RefSeq and is a predicted model, not a curated record. Gene Ontology annotation, biological process: protein import into nucleus; nuclear pore organization. Lineage: Eukaryota; Fungi; Ascomycota; Eurotiomycetes; Eurotiales; Aspergillaceae. The coding region runs from base 1 to 3780 and encodes 1259 amino acids. Gene Ontology annotation, molecular function: structural constituent of nuclear pore. Gene Ontology annotation, cellular component: nuclear pore transmembrane ring. The transcript has 4 exons.